CCCGAACGUUGGAAAUCGGAUACACUCAGCCACACAAACCCACUGGAACGAAAACCUAGUUGGCAGCUGAAGGUAGCAAGUGACCAAUAAAUUAUCGCAAGAUGAAGUUGCUUUUGUGCAACUCGGAACUCCCCUUGGCCGUACAGAUAUGGUAGUAUAUUUAAAAACCUGGCCCGGAUCUACACUACGAGAGACUCAUUUUCUUUUCUUCUCUCGUCUUCUGCCGAUCUCAUCAUGUCUGGUAGUCUCGAUUACGUCUCCCAAUUCUGUGCUGGCCACAAUUCAACAGAGAUUUCUGAAUGCUUAUCCCACGGGUUGCGUGACUCUGGAAAUGUCAGAAGUGUGGAUGAGGUUUGGAUGCGUUCAUUUGGUAUUCAUAUUGCCGCUUUAGCUUCCUUCGGGCAUUUAAUGUCAUUGCAAGGGCGCACUACCUCGCUUUCCGAUCUGAUAUUGCUCUUUUGCUAUUUUGAGUUCCCCGAGGUGUUGCUUGCCCAAAUGUUGAUUCGGUGUUUCACGAUGACUGUGCGACGGUUCUGGCAACAUGAAGAGAUGUCGAAGCGAUUCUUCGUUGCAGCGUGUCUAGGGUGCUCCUCUACAUUAUCAGCAGAUCCGAAGAAAGACGUACCCUUAACCGCUAUCUGUUCACGUCAGGUCCGCCCUGUGUCCAGAAACUUCGGGAUUCUACUCAUGGGUAGAAUUGGUCUACUGCUCACUUUCCUGGUGCAAUAUACGGCCAGUGUUUCGCUGUGGAUUAGAUUGGUAUUUUACUUGAAAGAUCGGAGUCACUGGUUUUGGCAUAUCGACAUGCGUACCUUUGAAAUUGUGGUCGGAGGCCUUCUGGCGACAAUGAGUAGCUUGCUCAUUCUCGUGGUCAGUGAUGAGUGGGUUAUGGUGAACACAAGCAGCGAAGGCAUAUCUCUCGAACGAACCGAGACAUCGCAAGACGCCCUUCGUCCUCCUUACCCGAAUGACCCACCCGAGAUUCAGAUCAUAAUGCCGGACUUGAGCUACACCUUGAGUGAAAAGAUGAAAAGAUGGAACGGCUGGUUCAGUGACUGCCUGGCUUUUUACAUCCCACAUUCACUGCAAAACGAGCUCGAGCUCGGGAUUGUCCUUCAACGUGUCUUUGCUCAUGGACUAGCUGUCUACACCCUCCACCACCGAUUCCCAGACGGCUGUCCGCCUAUUCUACAUUCUCUUUCUUCGGCCAGCUCGACGUUCGACUGGACUGAAAUUUGCCCUGACCGUGCAAACAUAUGGGAUCCUUCCAACUUCACCCAUCACCCCCGUUCGCGCAACUACCUUCGCUACAUGAGAGGUCUGGAAAUAUGCGGUUUACUAUUUACUAUCGGAGUUGCCCGAAUUCUGGCUCACUGGGUCUUUGGUAUCGUUUCCAUCGCUUGCCGAGGAGUCAUGGGCAAGACACUCCCGUCAAAACUACGGUUCUGGGAUCGAUGGUUCCUGAGUGGUCGAACCAUGAUAUCCUUUCCACUAGUUCUGCUUUUAUUCUCUUGCAGUCCGCUUUGGAUCAUGAGUAUGUUGGAGCAGAGAGGAUGGGUUGCUCAUGCGCAGUCGGUACUGCAACGUCAGGAUAUCCCCGAGAUCGACCGCAUCGCAGUCAGUAUACUGAUGUGGAAAGAUCCUUGGUACGAUCGGUUUUACGUCAUUUGACGAAAAUGUGAAGGACACGCCGACUGCAGGUCUGCAGAAUAUUAGUUACAACGAAAGUAUACAUCACAAGGGCGGGCCCACCCUAGGAUCAGCUAUUAACACGUACUUAAGGCUUCAUGCUAUGUCUAGAUCCUAUUAACAGCCUUUUAAACUAUGUUAAGAUGCUAUUUUACAGAGUAUGAAAGUAGAAACACUACUUGACACUCCAUCCCUAGUUGACCCUCCUCAGUAAUGUACGUACUAGGUAGGCCUCAACCUUGGGUUAUCGCGAGAGGAAAGUUGAAAGUGCAAUUACCUAGGUUGAUUUUGGAUGAGCAGAUUGUGCUGUAUGUAAUAAAAUGCACUUAGAUCUAUCUCUCCUUGAUGCUUGUAAAUCGAUCCUCUAUCCUUCGACGCACAGGACAUGCUCAGCCACAACAGUGACACAGUAUUGCCACAAAACCGAUAGAACAGAGCGUGAUGUAACCCUCUCAUCGUCGUCGCUCUCAUCACUUGAGCGUUCCUACUGAACACCAUCAUUGCCCCAGACCUCCGCUAUAUAGUGUUGCCAAACUGAAUCAUGAAUCCACAUUACGAGAAGACACAUGAAGCACUUCCACGCGAUUCAAACCACACGAUACUCAUCUUGACUACUCUCAUUGUUGCCGUCGCUCCAGGUGACAUGUUGUACUUGGCUACGUGCUGUUACCGCUGAAAAUUCUAGCUGUCCCAAACAUCAAUGUCAAAAUUCAGGGCAGAAUUUCUCGGCGUAACCAUUUGCGAGCCCGUAGCAAUUGAGUCUUCUGCUGCUUAUGGGGCCAUCUGUGAGGCUGCUAGUCUGAACCAGGAAGGGUGGGACCCGCUGUACCCCCACAUUCCC
This is a messenger RNA of Periconia digitata, 2530 nucleotides long. The record is from the annotation of a GenBank genome assembly. Lineage: Eukaryota; Fungi; Ascomycota; Dothideomycetes; Pleosporales; Periconiaceae.